AUGGUCAGUUCCCAACCUGGAGAAGAGUCCAAGUGUCCUGUGGACCAUGAGUCUAGAGAGGUAUGGUUAAAACAGGCUCAAAAAGAGCAGAAGGAGCAGAAAGAUAAGUGUCCUGUGGAUCAUGAAUCGAGAGAGGUAUGGAUGCAGAAAGCUGGUGUUGGAAGUGCCGAAGAUGUUGAAUGCUCGUCUGAUCAGCUGCCUGAAGUACCUCAGUAUCAUUCGGAUGUGAAACUGCCAGAGAAACGUGAGAUCUCGUCGAUUCCAAGGACAGGUUCAAAUUCCCACUGGGUCUAUCCAUCGGAGAAACAAUUCUUUGAAGCCAUGUUGCGUAAGAAAUGGGAUCCACACUCUGAAGAUAUGAAAACCGUAGUUCCUCUGCACAAUACCGUCAAUGAGCGUGUAUGGAACAGCAUAAAACUUUGGGAACAAGGCCAGGGUGGUGAAUCCUGUGGUGGAAUCCAGUUAACCAGUUUCAAAGGUGAUGCUAAGAAAUUGACACCUCGCGCAUGGUUCAGAAGUGCUAUAUUGGGGUUUUCCAAGCCUUUUGACAGACACGAUUGGACUGUGAACAGGUGUGGUUCCAGUAUUGACUACGUUAUAGAUUUUUACCAUGAGGACAACGAAACGUUGGGACCUAACAUAUACCUGGAUGUACGCCCAAAACUCAACACUGUUGAAGGUGUCAGACUCAGAUUAUUCAAAACACUCGGCCUCUAA
Molecule: messenger RNA, 717 nt
Organism: Torulaspora delbrueckii
Lineage: Eukaryota; Fungi; Ascomycota; Saccharomycetes; Saccharomycetales; Saccharomycetaceae
Gene: CYT2
Product: cytochrome c1 heme lyase CYT2
Exons: 1
Coding region: 1-717 (238 amino acids)
Biological process (GO): cytochrome c-heme linkage
Cellular component (GO): mitochondrion
Molecular function (GO): holocytochrome-c synthase activity
Source: RefSeq, a predicted model, not a curated record